Gymnodraco acuticeps is the source of this 799-nucleotide messenger RNA. Its product is annotated as transmembrane emp24 domain-containing protein 11. NCBI's taxonomy places the organism in Eukaryota, Metazoa, Chordata, Actinopteri, Perciformes, Bathydraconidae. Gene Ontology annotation, cellular component: endoplasmic reticulum-Golgi intermediate compartment; Golgi apparatus; endoplasmic reticulum. The record is from RefSeq and is a predicted model, not a curated record. Gene Ontology annotation, biological process: endoplasmic reticulum to Golgi vesicle-mediated transport; Golgi organization; intracellular protein transport.
AAAUAUAUACUGAAGGACAUGUGGGUUUGUCUAUAGUCAAUGGCAAAUACAUCUGGAAUUAGAAUUUGGAGAUCUACGAAAAACUGAACCUACAUGACAAACAUUUGUUCACUGUCCAGUGUAUUGUAAUUGAAUAGCUCAUUGUUAGCUGAAAAUGAGUUUGAAAGGCAUUGGCUUUCUCUUCCAGUGUUACCUGGUGUUGGCAGCCGCCAUGUAUUUUGAUCUCGGAGAGCAGGAGCAAAAGUGCAUCAUCGAGGAGAUUCCUGAAGACAUGCUCGUCACCGGGUAUUUCUUGUUGGAGCCGUGGGAGAUGAAUGCCCUCUCCCACUCCCCUCACCUCGGCGUCACUGUGACAGUCAGAGACCCAAACCAUGAGGUUCUGAUGUCAAAACGCUAUGGUAAAUUUUCUAAAUUCACCUUCACAUCGCACGCCUCUGGUCAGCACUACCUUUGCUUCCAGACCAACUCCACAAAGUUUUCUGUAUUUGCUGGAGAAAGACUGAAGCUACAUUUGGACGUUCAGAUGGGAGAGCACUCGAUAGACCCCGUCCCUGACAAGACCAAAGACAACAUGAAGAAUCUGGAGAACAGCCUCCGACACCUCGUAGAUCAGAUGAUAUUCAUCACCAGGCAGCAGGAGUACCAGAGGGAGAAAGAGGAGGUGUUUCGUCAGAUUGGUGAGAACACCAACAGCAAAGUGCUGUGGUGGGCCAUGGUGCAGACCUCUGUGCUGCUGACGGUUGGUUUCUGGCAGAUGAAACGACUCAAAGAUUUCUUCAUCGCCAAGAAGCUCGUCUGA